CCUGGAGGGCGAGCGUCAUGGCGGCGGCCUGUCCUCUCCCCAGGACUCCGGACCUGCCCACGCUGCACGCCAAGUUACGGGACUUGCUGAGCUUCCUAAGGGGCGCCCUGGCCAUUUCCAACGCGCACACGGUGGACUUCUAUACCAAUUCCGUCUGGCAGGAGCUGGUCGACUUGCCCCCCGAGAGCGUGCUGGCGGCGCUGAGGAAGUCGGCGACCGAGGCCGAGCGGCGGGAGGCGCUUCCCCUGGGGGAGGCAGAGGCGGGAUCAGGUUUCACUGAUCUCCCCAAAAUAUUCUGUGAAACUUCUCAGAAGCUGUUGAGUGUGGAAGCCUUUGCUCUAACUGCAGAGCACUGUUCUGUGCGAAGCUCGGGACUGUGCACUCCUGUUGAGCAGCUGCUGACAGCCCUCCGCGCAAAUAAACGACAGACAACUGAUGAAAAUGUGAAGGCAAUUGAGUUUAUGAAUACAAAAAAAUCACAUGAGGUUCAGGCAAUGUCAGAGCUAAUCUGCAGUAUUGCCGAUUACUGUGACUUAAAGCAGAUAAUUGACGUGGGUUCUGGUAAAGGCUAUCUAAGCUCCUUUUUGUCCUUAAAGUAUGGUUUGAAUGUUUACGGCAUCGAUUCCUCAAACACUAAUACUCAUGGAGCUAAGGAGAGAAACAGGAAAUUGAAGAAACACUGGAACCUGUAUCAUUCUCAGUCACAAGCGGACGCCAGCGGAUUAGCGUUAAAAAUGCCGAAAGAGUUGAAAGUGCCAAAGGAGGUGAAGUGUAAGGGGCAUUCUGGGAGCGUGCAGAGCAGCAGGCUUGGGAAUCAAGACGUGUCUGCCGAGGUUUUGCCUGAGUUUUCAGGGUCAGCAAUUUCAAUCAUCAGAAAACAGCAAAAAAAUCUGCUCGCUCAGCCAGUUGAGGAAGAAAAUUUGUGUUUUGAAGAUGCCUUUUCUCUCAUAGACCUUUUGCCUGUCGAUGCCAUCGAACCUACUUCAUCACAGGUGCACAACACAGAAAUGUCUGGACUGAGAAAAGAGAGAAGGAAUACGACAUCUAAAGCGAGGGACUCAAGCAUAUAUUCACCACUUACCUCUUUCAUCACUGCUGAUUCACAGUUGCAUGACAUUAUUGAAGAUCUGGAGGACUGUUUAAUGGUGGGCUUGCAUACUUGUGGUGACCUUGCACCUAAUACUCUGAGGAUAUUUGCAUCCAAGGCUGAAGUCAAAGGAGUUUGCAGUGUGGGUUGUUGCUACCAUCUCUUGUCUGAGGAAUUUGAAAACCAGCAUAAAGGAUAUGCUAAGGAAAACUGGGGAUUUCCAAUGUGCCACUAUCUGAAAGAGGAGAGAUGGUGCUGCGGCCGUAACGCGAGAAUGUCAGCAUGUUUGGCAUUGGAACGGGUUGCAGUUGGCCAAGGGCUGCCUACUGAAUCACUCUUCUAUCGUGCUGUUCUUCAGAACAUUAUCAAGGAUUAUUAUGGCAUCAGCAAAUGGGCCUCUAAUAAGGAAGUACUCUUGCUGUUAAGUUGAUGGCAGAAGUAGUGUGACAGAAAGCGACAGUCUUGUCUAUGGAACCUUCUGUUGAGGAACUCCUUAAGGUAACAGUGACUAGUGUACAGUAGAGUCCUUUCUGCUAGAGAGAGACUUAACGGCUUUUCUUUUGGAGUGUAGGGGAGAUCCCCUAGGAGCAUUCUUACAAUGAAAAGCAGGAAAUGAUAUUAGAUGGCAUCUUUUGUGACUAGCUAAUCAGUUUAGUUCAAUAUUCCAUAAUGUUUAAGCUGUACCUGUCUACUAUAUCAACAUCUGUUAGGCAUAAGAUAUAUAAUUAUUUGUUGAAGCUGAGAAUGAAAUGUAACCCGGUAAAACAUUUGUCUUGGCUUCCUCAGACUGUACCUGUUCAAACGCCUUCUCAUUCAAGACAGUGGUAAAAUCACAGAUGAAUGAGAAGAUAAUAAGGACUAUAGAAAUUCAGAAUAAGAAUACUGAUAACUACUUUUCGAAAAAGAUGAGGUGCACAGGAGCUUUUCUGUGUGAAUUACUAAUUCAGCUAAGGAGGGUAGGGACCGCUUCCCAUUCAGAAGUGAUUGCCUGCACAGAUAACAAGCGGAAGUGUGCUGGACAAUACAAACCAGUAAGCAAGCACUUAAAAAGAGAAAACCAAAGUUUACAAUGAUGGAUGCUGUGUGAGAAGAUGGGAAAUGUUGCCAUAAAUGUGGGUCCUGGUUGUAUAAUCGAUGAAAUUGUUAGUCACAACUUUUGGGGUCAAGAAGUGACAAAACACUUCUAAAAAAUGAAAAAACCUUCUAAAAGCAUGUAAACAGAAAUAAUUUCAAGGAUGUGUGUAGAACACUGAUGGGGUGAUGGGGACACGAAGAGCAAAAAGGGGAAGGAAGCAGGAGAGGAGAGGGUAUGGGGAGGGAUAACUGACAGGAGAGAACGUGGAACACGCCUUAUAGAAACCUACUGUAGAAGCUUCCAGAAGUACGUACAUAUGUGUAUACAUACAGAAAAGGGGAUUAAAUGCUGUUACCCUGUGACAGGGCACCAUUUCCUUCCCAGAUAUCACAGGCCGUUAAAUAAAAAUCUCAGUGCCAUGUGUGAGUUGCUCUCUCUGAGUUGUUAGCCAAUGAAGUACUAUAUAAGCCACCUCCAAAGAGCUACAAGCUACUGCCAUUUAUUUUAGCUACCUUCCAGACCAUGAUAGAAAAACCCUAUUUUUUUUUUUAAAGACAUCACAUACUUGAGUUGUAGGAUAUGAAGGAAUCAAGUUUCUGCUCACCUGGAAGCUCUCUCCUCACUGGCUAUUUUCAUGGUUCUAGAACAUUCUAUGCAUACUAGUGGGACAUCAAAAAGUCUUACUCAGUUGUGAACACUGAAAACUCUGAUAACAGCUGGCAUGGCAGGAUAUGCCACUGACAUGGCAUAGGACUAACCAGCAACAUUCUAGCUGGAUUUAAAGCCCACCCCACAAGAUGGAGCUCAUGCCUAAUAUUGUUAACUGGGCCAAAAUCCCAUAACUGGCUAGGUCAUGGACCCUAAGAGACAAGUUAAUACUAUUAUUCUACUAAGUGGACAUAGCAAUACACUGUCCCAGCCCCGUGUUCUUAUCUUUAUACCCAUAGGUUAGUCCAUA
Messenger RNA from Mastomys coucha (southern multimammate mouse), 3120 nucleotides. RefSeq names its product methyltransferase like 25 (gene Mettl25). Bases 18 to 1517 code for a protein of 499 amino acids. The transcript has 9 exons. Lineage: Eukaryota; Metazoa; Chordata; Mammalia; Rodentia; Muridae. The record is from RefSeq and is a predicted model, not a curated record.